Molecule: messenger RNA, 5056 nt
Organism: Anguilla rostrata (American eel)
Lineage: Eukaryota; Metazoa; Chordata; Actinopteri; Anguilliformes; Anguillidae
Product: MAP7 domain-containing protein 2-like
Exons: 19
Coding region: 385-3018 (877 amino acids)
Biological process (GO): microtubule cytoskeleton organization
Cellular component (GO): microtubule cytoskeleton
Source: RefSeq, a predicted model, not a curated record
CUUCACGUUAUCAGUGAUGUAAUGCAGUGACAGCAGACGCAUGAAUACGUACUACAAAAAUCCCACCGCUUAAAAACAGUUUAACUGUUGUUCCUAUGAUAGUCUUGCUUUUAACAUCGUAAUUACACAAAACAACAGGAUAAACCGGGGAGUCUUAGACCCAUCUCAUACAGCAGACAGUGCUACGUUAGCAUUCUGAGAGCGCACGUCUUGGUGCUGAGACGGUGGAAAACGACACUUCCCCAAGCGCGACGCACGUCUUUUUGGUGGUGCUGAAGAAGAAUGUAGGGAUGCUGUUGCUCAGAGCUUAAUUUUUGGGAGAUUUGGCUUCGGCUGGAUGUGACAUUGCGCCUGUGCGUUAGACGGUUGCUGGUGACCACGAAGAUGGCGGAGUGCGCAGCAGAAAAAGCAGUCAAGGCACCGGCAGUUGAAGUGAUGUCACCACCAUCAAUUGCAGAGAAGAGACCUCAGACCAAUGGCCAUGCCUCCCCUGUACGCCUGCCAGCCAGUCAAAGCAGCCCUGCUGGGAAACAGAUUGAAGUCAUGACCCCACCCAUAGUAGCUGAGAAGAAACCUCAGACCAAUGGCCAUGCCUCCCCUGUGCGCAUGCCAGCCAAUCCCAGCAGCCCUUCAGGUAAACAAUAUGUGGAAGGGUACCUGAAGACCGAUGACAGGAUGCGCCUGGCCAAAGAGAGACGAGAGGAGAGAGAUAAGAGCCUCGUGGCACGGGAGCAGGCUAUCCGGGAAAAGGAGCGGCGGGCUCAGCUGCAGUACGAGCGCACGGUGGAGGAGCGCUGGCGGCGGCUGGAGGAGCAGCGGCAGAGGGAGGAGCUCCGCCGGGCCGCGGUGGAGGAGAAGAGGAGGCAGCGGCUGGAAGAGGAGAAGCAGGAGCGCCUGGAGGCCCUGAUGAGGCGGUCCAUGGAGCGUAGCCUGCAGCUGGAGCAGCGGCCCAAGCGCUGGACCUGGGGCAGCACGGGCGGGGCCCGAGAGGGUGACUGUGAGAAUGCCCUGCCUCCUCGCUCCGCUGCCUCUGCCCUCCCCCAUGAUCUCGCUGCCUCCUUUCCUGCUGCCAGUGAAUUUAGCAACGCAGCUGACUUUUUGUCAGCGUCCGCCAUGACCCUGUCCCAGCCCCAGGACCCGUCCCUCAGCAAACGCCUUUCAUCCUCCUCCGCGGCUAUAGUCCAUACUGCAGAGAGAGCACCUCCUAGUCCACACAGAUCCCCCUACAGGGGCUCUCCGGGUAGGGGGGGUUGCCGGAAGGCCAGAACGGGAUCCCCAGGAUUGUCUGAGGAGAACAGAGGAGCAAACGUGUCCCCCGAAAACCUCAAGUCAGAGAAGCUGCACAGAGAGAGAAGAACGACCUCCCCGGGGUUCGGCUCCCCCCUUAGACGGCCAGAAUCCCCUGCCGCAGCCAACAUGCGCUCCGCCUCACCUGCGGCCUCCAGGAUCAUGUCAAAGAACCGGGCCCAAUCUCCCUGCACCAUAAGGGACUACCCCCCCUCCCCUUUGAAGCACAGGUCAAUCACACCCAACAUGGAGGGCAACAAGAGGAAGCAGGACGAGGAGAGCGGUGAAGCAGGGCCCAAAGACACAAGGGAAGAGGAGGCCAACAAACCUCAGGAGAAGACAACAAUCAAAACUUUGACCCCUGAUGAGAAAUCUUUGAAUAUGAAGACCCCUGAGAAGAAGGCGUCCAAGGUUGAGACACCUGAGAGGAAGACUUCUAAGGCAGAGACACCAGAGAAGAUUUCUAAGGCAGAGACACCUGAGAAAAAAGCCUCUAAGAUGGAGACACCAGAGAAGACCACUAAGGCAGAGACACCUGAGAAGAUUAAUAAGGUUGAUACACCUGAGAAGAAGGCCUCAAAAGCGGAGUCCCCUGAGAAGGAAACCUUGAAUGUUGAGACACCUGACAAAAAGAUGGCAAAGUCCAGUAGCAGUGAACUGAGCGGUGACAGGAGUGCCGAGCCGUCCCCACUGACACCCACAGGAAAGCCCAUCGCUGGGACGACAGAUGCAGAGGAAGCGUCUCGGUUACUGGCAGAACGCCGGCGUCAGGCCCGCCUGCAGAAGGAGCUGGAAGACAAGCAGCGGCGUGAACAAGAGGAAGAGGAGAGAGCGAGAGUGGAUGAGCUUCGGAGGAAGCAGGCGGAGGCACGUGCAAGGCAGGAAGAGGAGGCGCGACAGGUGGAGGUGGAGAAACAGAGGCAGGAGCAGGAGCGCAAGCUGAAAGAAGAGGAGGAGCGGCGGCACAGGGAGUGUCAGGAGAGGGAGCUCCAGAUGCAGAUGGACAGAGAGAAGGAAGAGGGAGAACUGCAGGCCCAGAAGGAGGCCGAGCGCCAACGACAGGAGAGGGAGGUUCUGAAGCUACAGGAGGAGCAGGAAAGACUGCAGAGGAAGAAGAGGAUUGAGGAGAUCAUGAAGAGAACCAGAAAGAGUGAUGCUGAGAUGAAGAAAGAAGAGGUGCGGAUGGAGCCCUCAUCUCCUUCCUCCCUCCUUCAGCCUGUCUCACCUACACCACCAGAGCCCCAAGGGGAAGUCUUGGUGAAGGCGCAGUUGAAUGCACAGAUGAAUGGACAAGUUAUUGGGCAGCCCCUGCUGGAGCUGGGAGAUUUGGGGGGUGCUGUUAUGAAGCCCACCCCGUCCCCAAAACCUGUCCCCCAGGCCAAGCCCCAGCCCGCGCCCCCCCUUAUCAACCUUGAGGUGAAGAGCACUGUGAGGGACAAGGCCGAUGAGGUCGAGUCCAUGGAAGUCAGCCCUGUCUCUAAGGAGGAGCUCAUCUCCAUCCCGGAGUUCUCUCCCGUUGACGAGGUCCGUCACAACGGCAUGAGUAACGCCCGUGCCAUCGAGGACCUGCUAGACCUGACGGGCCAUGUGGCCUACCCAAAACUCUCACCCGGUGCCAACCUGGGGGACUGCAACAAGAACCUGUUUGAGGGCUUCUGUAGCCCGGUACCGGAUACCCACUUGACCAUCCAAGCCUGUGCCCCGUCGUCCGAUAAACGCAACAUCCAGUAACCAGAACCCUGGAGUUGGCCAGCUGUGGUGUGGAGACCUUUGACCUGUUCCUCUGGAGAUUAAAGAGCUGAAUGUAGUUUACUGUUGCUCCUCAAAGACCCUUCUAGAAACGCUCCGCAGUCUUCAUUGCCCCAAGGCCUACUGAUUGCUGUGACUCGGGAACGAUGGCUGCAUUGCAGGAUUUCAUUUCCUCUUAAGAGACAGGCACAAGUGUGUUGGUUUGGAUGUGUUAUUCUGUUCAAAUUCAGAAAACUACACAUGGAAGUGGAGCUUUUCUGUUAUGCAAAGCUGAUGAGUUUCUGUGUGUGUCAGGAGCAUUCUUAAAGUGUGAUGCAGUUGACAUGUAUUGCUAUGUGUAAAUGAGUGAUUGUGUGUGUUCAAAGCUGGGCUGCCAUUAAGUAUUGCAGCAGUUUCUCAGUAAUCAUCGAAAUGUACAGUUAAGAAGACAAAUGCCUUGCAAAGAGCUUCUCUUACAUAACUGGUAGUAUUACAGACUAGUGGUUACUCCAUACCUUUAAAGACAUGCUAUGGUGUUUGUUCCAAAAUUAAUUUUACCUGAGAACUCCUUAGAACAUGGCUCUUUGUAGAAAGGCAUACUGCAUAUCAGAAAUAACAUCGAUAGAAAAAUUAUUUCGUUCUCAAAGCUGGGAAUUAUGCUAAAUUAUGUUUUUAAUGCUCGGGAAUAACUAUGAUCAGAUGUAGUGUAGUGUAAUGUGCAAUGUACAAAUCCUUAAUGAAACAUCCUCAUAUUUUACAAGGCUCUCCUUGUCCUUGACCAGAGAUGUUAUCUACCCACUCAGGAUCCAGUAAUUCUGAGUGGCACUGACUAAUGUAGAUUAUUGGUCACAGAAACAACUACUGUACAAGACAGAUCUACCUGUGGCUUUAACCCAUACAGAUGCUCAGAAGCUUGUCAUGCGCAACAACAACCAUAACCAUGCUUACCUGAGACAGCCUAAUCUGUAUCCUACCUGUUUCUUGACUAAGGAAGGGAUUUUGAUACGCAGAAUCUGUGACAAAAACUAAUUCAUGUCAGGUUUUAUUCAGACGUUUUGCUUGGGGAAUAAGUAAUGGUUUUCCAUCAGCAAAUAUUGUACUGGUGGAGAAUUCUGAGAUAUUUUCUGGGUAGUGUUCUGUUUUUCAUCAUGCGAUGGGACUUUUACUGUGCAGGAUCCAGUAUCCCUGAUGGUAAACACUUGACAGAAAAUAUCUAAGAAUUCCCGGCUGGCCUUUAGAAGAUUGGUUCGCAACUUUGGGUCAGGGCUCACUGAUUGGUCAUGGACGGGGUUGAGGUGGUUCACAAAGCAAGUAUGAAAGAAACCACAGUAUGUCAUGUACUUUCCAUUGAACUUUGCACUAGUUACAAUCAGUGUUCAUGUUCAUAUAUUUUAAUGCCAUAUUUGAACAUUUGCUAGCCACCUACAUUUAAGAAGUGUUCACCACCAUAAAAAUGUUUUUGUGUUAAGUGGGUUGGGCUCCGAAAGUUUAAGAACCAUACCUUAGACUGUUAUAUUUAGUAUUGAAUUUGAGGCCCUGUCCAGCGUUCAGUCUGAAUUUCACAGAAAGUUGUGAAUUUUCCACGGUUUUUAAGGCCUUCAGAAUUAAAUGGGAAUUUUAAUCUCUGUGGUAUUGCCUGGCUAAAUAAAAGUACAUCAGUAAGUGAAUAAAUGGAAUAUUGUGGCUUCAUGGUUUCAGCAAACCUGGAAAUUCGAUUUUGUAUGUUUUGGUGAGAGACCUUUCCUGGGUGUACACGUAUAGUCACAUUUGUCUAAUACUUAUUGACUUCUUUGUGUGUGUGUAAAGAGUUUGAAGAAAGACUUAAGGGGAAAAAAGUGUACCCUGGAAGUGCAAUAGCCUGUUAGGGUCUUUCACAUCAGGUUAACAGCGAAUGUGUAAUCAAGCCUUUAAAUCCGUAUGUCUCAUUCUGUAUAUUUAAAUAAAGAGGAGCACAUUGUAGUUAGUGUAAGAGUGUGAUUACUGUAGACUUAGUGCAUGGUCCCUCAGCAUGAGCACAAAAUAAAGACAGUAAAACUUUAAA